AUGCCGAAAUCUCGCUCCUCGUCUUCCUCGUCCUCCACGGGCUCUGCUGCUGAUGUUCCUGAAGGCUACAUCGCUGACCCCAACGCUGGACCCAUGCUGCGCUACCAAGCAUCCCUCCCGCGGCUCCCCGUCCCUCCCUUGCCUUCCACGCUCUCAAAAUACCUCGAGACAGUGCGCCCACACUUGAAUGCUGCCGAGCUUGCGCGCACCGAGGCAGCGGUACGUGCCUUUGGCUCGUCGCCUCAGGGUGCGGAGCUCCAGAAACGUCUGGAGGCCCGCGCGGCAGAACCCGGGAUGAAGAGCUGGCUGGCGGACUGGUGGAACGACGCGGCGUAUAUGGGCUACAGGGACUCUGUCGUCGUGAACGUCAGCUAUUUUUACGUCCAUGUCGAUGACAAGACGCGUCGCGAUCCCGCGAAACGAGCAGCUAGUCUGAUUAAAGCUUUGCUUCCAUUCCGGGAGCUCGUAGAGACGGAGCAGUUGGAGCCCGAGAAAGUGCGCGGUGCGCCUCUCUGCAUGUCUUCGUACAAAUGGCUUUUCCAUGCAAAUCGAUACCCCGUUAUCCCUUCUGAUACCGCCCAUAAAUUUGACCCAAAGAAGUAUAACCACGUCGUCUUUGUUCGCAAGAAUCGCUUCUUCGAGGUCCAGCUCGCACAUCCUGACGGAACGGAACUCAGUGCUGCAGACCUAGAGGCACAAAUAUCAGAGGUAAUCCGGCUGGCCGGAACGCAGGAAGGUGUGCCCAUUGGUGCACUCACGAGCGAGAACAGGGAUAUCUGGACAAACGCUAGACAACGCCUUCUUGAUGCUUCCCCAAAGAACAAGGCGUCAUUGGAGCGCAUCGAGUCUGCAAUGAUCAUUGUCGCCCUUGAUGACACAAAACCGGUCACCCGUGAGGACAUAUCAUGGGCAUGUUGGGUCGGAAAUGGGCGUAACCGUUGGUAUGAUAAACAUCAAUUGAUCGUGUUUGACAAUGGUCGUUCCGGGUUCCUUGGCGAGCACUCUUGUAUGGACGGCACUCCCACGCUCCGGACGAAUGAAUUCAUCAUCGCGGCCCUCGCUGCAAACAAAGUCAACCUUGGGCCCUCAACAUCUUCUACAUCCCUCCCUACGCCCAAAGAGGUCACCUUCGAAACCAAUGACGCGGUCCUUUCGGACGUACGUACGGCUGAGAAGCACUUUGAUGAGCUCGUGGGGGCGCACGACAUCGAGGUGUUACAUUACGAGGGGUACGGAAAGUCGCACAUCAAAAAAUUCAAGGCGUCGCCAGAUGCAUGGGCACAGCUCGUCAAGCAGCUUGCGUUUUACAAGCUGGCUGGGCGUCCUGGAGUCACAUAUGAGAGCACGCAGACGCGCAAGUUCCAGCUGGGGCGGACCGAAGUGCUCCGUAGCGCGAGCGUUGAGAGCAAGGCAUGGGUCGACGCGAUGAACGACCAUAACGCUACUGAUGAACAUCGUGCGAACUUGUUCCGCCGCGCUGUGUCUCGGCACGUACAAUAUGCUGCGUGGGCAGCGGAUGGACAGGGCAUCGACCGUCAUUUGUACGGUCUGAAGAAGAUGCUGCGCGAAGGCGAGCCAUUGCCUCAGAUAUACCAAGAUGAGGCGUUCUCGCGGACAAGUCACUGGGAGCUGUCGACAUCUCAGUUGUCGUCCCCAUUCCUCGAUGGGUGGGGCUACGGCGAAGUCGUCCCAGAUGGGUACGGAUUGGCGUAUGCGAUUGGUGACAACUACCUCCGGUGGACAAUCACGAGUUUGAAGCGGGAUACGGCGGUGCUGAAGCAUUAUCUUGCGGAAGCUGCGACUGAGGUCCGGCAGAUGAUGGACCGUGCUGCCGCCUCCGCAGCUGCAAAGGAGACAGCCAAGCCAAAACUAUAAUGUGACAGAGAUCUCGGGAUCGGGGUACGGUACAGUGUCGUCGAAAUCUAAUAGACCUAUCUUCAGAUACCUCGAUUUUCAUGAGCCCUGAGCCAUUCAUUGUCAUCUGAUUAUGACAUUGGUCUGUUGAGGUGUACCAUAUCACGGACUCAGGUGAGUUGAUGUCCCACAAAAAGUCGAGAUUCCUUGAUUGCACCUUAAAUAGCCGCAGAAAAUGAUGAACCUUCCAAGUGAGGCACCAGCUGAGACUCUCCCUGGUCAUGGCCAAGGGCGUGGGUUUCUAAGAGCGAAAUCGUUCUCUGGAUGCAGUGCUGUUACUUCUGUGGUUGGCUGACAGCCAGCGGAGUAUGGCCUAAUCAUUGAUAUAAUCAUUGACGGAAAGCAACGGUUAUG
Molecule: messenger RNA, 2268 nt
Organism: Heterobasidion irregulare TC 32-1
Lineage: Eukaryota; Fungi; Basidiomycota; Agaricomycetes; Russulales; Bondarzewiaceae
Exons: 8
Coding region: 1-1875 (624 amino acids)
Biological process (GO): carnitine metabolic process
Cellular component (GO): mitochondrion; peroxisome
Molecular function (GO): carnitine O-acetyltransferase activity
Source: RefSeq, a predicted model, not a curated record